Molecule: messenger RNA, 591 nt
Organism: Hymenoscyphus albidus
Lineage: Eukaryota; Fungi; Ascomycota; Leotiomycetes; Helotiales; Helotiaceae
Source: the annotation of a GenBank genome assembly
AUGUUGUCAUUUAAUAUCUAUGUUGCUUUUGCAAUCUUUUCCACACUUGUGGCUGGAGUUCCUCUUCCAGAAAGCCAAUAUCGCCCAUCAAUUCACCACGUUCUUGAACAGAGAGCCCCGCCGGAAUUCGUCAAAGCCUCAACUGAAUCGGCAAAGAAAAUUGGAAAUGCUGCCUUAAUUCCAUUCAUGAAGAGAACUCCGCUGGAGAAGGCGGUGAUAGAAAUACAAAAGCGAUAUCAAAAGACGAAGCUUCAAAGGUUGGGCAGCGCCUUUAGGAAAGCUGGAAAGGCUAUUAGUAGGCCGAUUCACAGGGUGGGCAAAUCCUUUAGGAAAACUGGAAAGGCUAUCAAGAAACCAUUUCAAAAGACGCCGCUUCAAAAGGUGGGCGACGCCUCUGAGAAAGCUGGAAAGACUAUCAAGAAGCCAUUUCAAAAGACGCCGCUUCAAAAGGUGGGCGACGUCUUUGAGAAAGCUGAAAAGACUAUCAAGAAGCCAUUUAAAAAGACGCCGCUUCAAAAGGUGGGCGGCGCCUUUGAGAGAACUGGAAAGGCUAUCAAGAAGACGUUCCAGAGCCGGGAUGUUACUUUUUGA